This is a messenger RNA of Lotus japonicus, 1806 nucleotides long. RefSeq names its product pentatricopeptide repeat-containing protein At2g13600-like. Gene Ontology annotation, biological process: RNA modification. Gene Ontology annotation, molecular function: RNA binding; protein binding. The record is from RefSeq and is a predicted model, not a curated record. Lineage: Eukaryota; Viridiplantae; Streptophyta; Magnoliopsida; Fabales; Fabaceae. The coding region runs from base 1 to 1806 and encodes 601 amino acids. The transcript has a single exon.
AUGGUUGGCUACUGCAGCGUUUGGUUGGAAGGGAGACAAUCAACUACAAUUGGAAGAACCUUCCUGUCGCAGGCAUGUUCUGUGGCCACAACCACAAGGGAACGAGAGAAGAUGUACUCGGAUUUGUUGAGAGGAUAUGUGCAAGAUUCAGAUCUUGUGAGCGGAAGAGCGGCUCAUGCUAAAUUCAUCAAAGGAUGUAUUCCUUCAUCUCUUUUUCUUGAGAACCAUUUGGUCAACAUGUAUGUCAAAAUGGGAGACCUUCAUUCGGGUCUCAAGAUGUUUGAAGAAAUGCCACAAAGGAAUGUGGUGUCAUGGUCUGCUGUCAUGGCUGGUUGCGUCCAAAAUGGGUGUCCUUCGGAAACACUUUCUUUGUUCAGCCGAAUGCACCGUGAGGGACUCACAAAACCAAAUGAGUUCACAUUUGUUAGUGCUCUUCAUGCCUGCUCAUUGACUGAUUCUGACUCUGACUCUGAGAAUCUUCCUCCUCCUCCUCCUCAUCCUCAGGCUUUCCAGAUUUAUUCAUUAGUGGUGCGGUCGGGAUUUGAGUCUAAUAUCUUCUUACUCAAUGCUUUUUUGACAGCCUUAGUCAGGCAUGGUAAACUGGCCGAAGCCUUGCAUGUUUUUGAGAUAAGUCCUGCUGGCAAGGAUAUUGUGUCAUGGAAUACCAUGAUGGGGGGCUACUUGCAGUUUUCUUGUGACCAGAUUCCUGGAUUUUGGUGUUGCAUGAGCCGGAAGGGUAUAAAACCGGAUAACUUCUCAUUUUCCACCGCCCUCACUGGCUUGGCUGCUCUAUCUUAUCUCCAAAUGGGAAUGCAGGUACAUGCACACCUUGUCAAGAGUGGUUAUGGGGAUGAUAUUUGUGUAGGUAACUCUCUGGCUGAUAUGUAUAUCAAAAAUCAAAAGUUGGAGGAGGGUUUCAGAGCCUUUGACGAGAUGCCUAACAAAGAUGUGUGCUCUUGGUCCCAGAUGGCUGCCGGAUGUUUACUGUGUGGGGAACCAAGAAAGGCACUUACAGUCAUUGCACAUAUGAAGAUAAUGGGUGUAAAGCCAAAUAAAUUUACCUUGGCAACUGCCCUAAAUGCUUGUGCUAGUUUGGCUUCGCUGGAGGAAGGCAAACAAAUUCAUGGCUUGAGGAUCAAACUUGGAAGUGAGGUUGAUGCUUGUGUUGAUAAUGCUCUUCUUGAUAUGUAUGCAAAAUGUGGGUGCAUGGACAGUGCACGGAGUGUUUUUCAUUCAAUGAAUUCCCGCUCUGUCAUCUCAUGGACAACAAUGAUAAUGGCAUGUGCACAGAAUGGCAAAUCCAGAGAAGCUCUUCAAAUUUUUGAUGAAAUGAGGGAGACAAGUACUGUAGUGCCAAAUUACAUCACCUUCAUUUGUAUCCUCUAUGCAUGUAGUCAAGCUAAGUUUGUGAAUGAAGGGUGGAAAUAUUUUUCCUCAAUGACUAAAGAAUAUGGAAUCUUUCCUGGUGAAGAUCACUACGCUUGUAUGGUGAAUAUCCUAGGCCGCGCUGGACUUAUUAAAGAAGCUGUGGAAUUAAUCCUAAGAAUGCCAUUUCAGCCAGGUGUGCUUGUUUGGCAAACAUUGCUCAGUGCUUGUCAGGUUCACGGGGAUGUGGAGACUGGGAAACUUGCAGCAGAACAAGCCAUGCUUCAGGACAAAAAAGACCCAUCAACUUAUUUAUUAUUGUCUAACAUGUUGGCUGAGUUGAGCAAUUGGAAUGGCGUGGUGAUUCUGAGAGAACUUAUGGAGAAAAGGAAUGUGAAAAAAGUACCAGGAUCCAGCUGGAUUGAAAUCGAAAAGAUUUAA